UGCUGAAGACGAGAAUGUUUAGAGUGGCUUUUUUGAUCUUGAGCAUUUAUGCUCCCUCAGCAGUGAUUGCUACUGCUAGCUGUCCAGAUAAUGAUGAUGGAUGGGCGUUUAUGAGCAGUACUACAUCUCCAUCAUACUUGCGUGAAAGAAACUUUAAUACCGAUCCUCAAGGACGUGACCUUACCCAAUGUGUUUCUUUUGAAACCACACGUGUGGAUGAUAGCAAAAGUGAAAUCGAACAGGACAUCUCCUACUAUAACGUGUCGAGUCGACAAUGGAAAACUUUCCACAAGACCUACAAAGUUGCGCCCUGGGGUACCGGUGAAACGAAGCGGAAUUACUUCGAAUCACCUUCUAGAACUGGCAAACCAUUGACUUACCUUGUGCUCUUUGCUGGCGAAGACUGCAUUGUAGCAAAGCUGCUCUACCGGAGCUCUGGACAGCAUCGUGCCUGCGAGCUCUUGGUGAAAAGGGGAUACUUCAAGAAGUCUGUGUCAUCCCGAUGCUGCGACCACACAUAUAGUACCUCUUGUGAUACAACUAAACAAAUACUGUAUAAACCUAGAAAGUGCUCUACCUUAAAUAAAGCAAAAAAAGGGUGAAAGAAACUGACGAAAAAUGCAAUUAAUGUAGUGAACCAGGAGCUGGAAGCACAGGGCACGUCACGUUAAAUAAAACAAUCUCGAUAUAA
Molecule: messenger RNA, 691 nt
Organism: Dermacentor silvarum
Lineage: Eukaryota; Metazoa; Arthropoda; Arachnida; Ixodida; Ixodidae
Exons: 5
Coding region: 15-602 (195 amino acids)
Biological process (GO): symbiont-mediated perturbation of host defenses
Molecular function (GO): amine binding
Source: RefSeq, a predicted model, not a curated record